AACUCUUCCCUCCUUAUUGUUUCACUUUCAGAAUAAUUCUGUACUCCUCACAUCUCCUCAGAAACUGGUGAUGCGACUGAAUCCUGAGUUCUGAUUGGUUGCCCCAUGUACACCCUCCCCUUUUCACUUAGACACCGAGAAUGAGGAAAAACACUCAAUCUGAACAGAUAGAAAUAUUUAAAGGGACGUGUGCAGGUAAACAAGAUCAAUCUGAACACAAGAAAGGAUCGGUAAUUUUCUAUAAACUCUUCAACAGAAUUAACCAAAGUAACAGUGGAGUUAAGUCUGGACAUUGAGUGUGUGGAUAAGAGAUUAGUGUGUGUUUAGUGUUAGUUUAGUUAUUGACCGGAUGUGAAACAGAAAGAUGUCUCUCUGCAGCUCAGUGAUAAAGACUCUGAUUUUCUUCACCUGUUCUCUUCAUCUUUCAUCAGCAGACACACACUCUCUGAAGUAUUUCUUCACUGGAGUUACACCUGGAAUAAAUUUCCCAGAAUUCACUCUGGUGGGUCAAGUGGAUGGAGCACAGUUUGUAUAUUAUGACAGUAACAUCAGGAAAAUGAUCCCAACGACGGAGUGGAUACAGAAGUAUGUAGAAGAAGAUUAUUGGAACAGAGAGACACAGAAGCUGCAGGGGAAUCAGGGGAACAUCAAAGCCAGUGUGGAUAUAUUAAUGCAGCGCUUUAAUCAGACUACAGGAGUUCACACAGUGCAGCUAAUGUAUGGCUGUGAGUUUGAUGAUGACGGGACUGUUAGAGGAUACAGACAGGAAGGUUAUGAUGGAGAAGAUUUUAUCAGUCUGGAUCUGAAGACUGAAACCUGGACUGCAGCUAAACAACAAGCUCUGAUCACCAAAAACAAGUGGGAUAAUGAUCCUAGUGAAACUGUGGGCCGGAAAAACUACCUGGAGAACAUCUGUAUCGAGUGGUUAAAGAUGUACAUGUCUUACGGCAGAGAGACUCUGGAGAGGAAAGAUCCUCCUACAGCAUCAGUGUUCCAGAAACACUCACCUUCUCCAGAGGUGGUGUGUCACGCUACAGGUUUCUUCCCCAAAGAGGUGACAAUCUCCUGGAGGAAGGACGGAGAGGACGUGAACGAGGACGUGGAGCUCAGAGAGACGUUACCCAACGAGGAUAGAAGCUUCCAGAAGAGAAGCAUUCUGAAAGUCCCAGCUGAGGAUCUGCAGAAACACACCUACACCUGCGUGAUUCAGCACAGCAGCUUGAAGGAGGAGUUAGUGCUAGAAGUACCAAAAGGUGGAGGACUGAUGCCUAUCAUCGUUGGUGUUCUCGUGGCUCUCGUUGUUCUCGUUGCCGUUGUUGCUGGAAUUAUGGUCUGGAAGAAGAAGAACUCUGGCUUCAAACGUGCUCCAUCUUCUGAAGGAGAUUCUUCGUCUGACAAGUCUUAAAGUGUGACUGUGUGUCUUCCUGCUGAACUGAGAGAGAGGGACCAGGAGAUGGAGAUGAGGACCACACACACACACACACACACACACUUUUUAAUAUUUUUUUCUGUCCUUCAUUACACUGAAGGUGAUGGCAGCUGUAUUUCAGCUGAAACGAAGGUGGUUUCUAGCUUUGCUCUGUGUAGUGUCUGGUGGACAUAUUGUGGAUGACGGCUCAUCAGCUAAAAGUCAGUCCUAGCAAAACUGAACUGCUGCUCAUUCCAGGUGGAUCAUCCCCAGCCCAGGAUCUUGCGAUAUCCCUGAAAAACUCCCCUUUGGUCACUGCUCACAACCUUCGGGUAUUUAUGGACAAUCAACUGUCCUUUUCCUCCCAUAUUGUGACAUGCUCAUGUUGAUUUCUUCUCUAAAACAUCAGAGGAUUCACCAAGGUGGUGGAAUGAACUUCCUCUAUAUGUCCGAACAGCCGAGUUACUGGAUGUCUUCAAACAGUGGCUGAAGACCUACCUCUUCCUGAAGCACUUAAACUAGCUCUUAUUUUCUUUGUUUGUUUCAUGUAUUUAAAAAAAUAUUAUUAUACUUCCUCCCAACACAGUUUUUAGGCUGAUGUUAUCUUUAUUCAUUGAGACUUUAAAGCAUUUUGUAUGUUGUUGUAUUCUGUUGAUUUAUGUACAGAAUCAUCAUUUACUAUAUUUUUAUAUAAAUACACUGAUCAGUGUUAAUAUUAAAACUAGUGACAGAUGAAGAGAGUAACACUGAGUAUCUCAUUACACUGACUCCUGUAAAGAGGUGGGAUAUACAGUAUUAUACAGUGAGUGGAGCUGGUGGAGGCAGUGUGAUCUGAUCAUCUGACCUGUGGAUCUUUCCAGUUCCUUCAGAGUGACUCUUGGUCUCUUAAUUGUUUCUCCAAGUAAUCCUCUCUUACUGGUAACUGACAUUUGGUGAAGUUGAGAUUGUGACAUAUUUAUUUUAAAUUAGAGUUAAUGUUGCUGUGAGGGUUGCUUAGAGUUUGGUUUUAACUUUAUAAGCAAAUGUUAUUGUUCUUACUAAACAUAUAGCUUCUUUCUCAUCAUUUUAUACUUUUUUACAUUUUUAGGUACUGCCACAAUGAACAUCAAAUUCUGCAUUCUCCCCUGAAAAAUAGAAUGUAGUCCCGACAUUCUCAAAAUAAAAUUCUGGUUGUCCA
Molecule: messenger RNA, 2585 nt
Organism: Hemibagrus wyckioides
Lineage: Eukaryota; Metazoa; Chordata; Actinopteri; Siluriformes; Bagridae
Product: BOLA class I histocompatibility antigen, alpha chain BL3-6-like
Exons: 7
Coding region: 365-1405 (346 amino acids)
Biological process (GO): immune response
Cellular component (GO): external side of plasma membrane
Source: RefSeq, a predicted model, not a curated record